AUGGAAACAGUGCCUGUUGCUCCAGAUGACAGUGCUGGAGCAAAUCCCAGCAGUGUUAAAAGUGAUGACAGCAGUCCCAGGCCUGACAGCCGCUCAGGCUCACCUCCACCAAACUGUGCCAUAUGUCUCGGCACAUGCAAGAAUAAAUCCUUCACAGACUCAUGUUUACAUCAAUUUUGUUUCACAUGCCUUCUUACAUGGAGUAAGGUGAAAGCCGAGUGUCCACUUUGCAAACAGGCAUUUAGAUCUAUCAUACACAAUGUGCAGUCUAACCUUCAAUAUGAGGAAUACUUGGUUGUGCAAAGGGAAAAUGAGGAGUUGAACAACAGGAUUGACAUCAACAGAGUCACCGCAGCCACUCAAAGGUUCAGAUACAGGACCACCCUGACGCUGCCGCGAACGGACUCGGUUGCCAUCCAGCAGCUGUUACGUCAAUACCCGUUAAUGGCGAACGUGUUCCCGCCACCAGUGUCGCGCGUGCCGCCCGCUCGCCGCCGCCGCUCUCCCGCCUCCUUCCGACGCACCGUCUACAGACACAACCUGUGGGCUCGCCCUCUACCAGACUUCACUGGCAGAUAUCGUGAUUGCACACCCGAAUUCUAUAGGUAUAAUGACACACAAAUGCAUCGGUUGGUUCCUUGGCUUAAUAGAGAGCUCCAUUAUUUAUUAAACGAAAAUGAAGGCCACAUUUCAUAUGUAAUGACUCGGAUCCUGGAAUUGCUACCACAACACCAUAUCAACUCGCCCGAAUUCAGAGAAGUAAUGCAACGAUAUUUUGGAGAAAGAACUGAACACUUCUUGCAUGAAUUGUAUUGUUUUGCCUCUACACCGUACGACAUCACUGGCUAUGACCGCAAUGUCCAAUAUACGACGGAUAGCAGAAUAUCUACAAUGAUAAACGAGGUGAUAUCUAGUACUGACUCUGAGGGAAGUGCAGAUUCCGAUAUUGUGAUGGUUUCAAGUUCAGAACCAGCAGAACAACCUGCGGGACCCUCUAGGUGCCCGGCACCUGUUUACCCAGUCGGAUAUAUACCAUUGCCUACAACAGCUAACAACAUCAUUUCUAUUGAAACCAUAGGAUCUCAAUCGGACUCGGACGACGACGACUCCGAAGUAAUGGUCGUGGGCUAUAUCAAACCGCCUCAGGAAAGGACUCCAGAAAUUGUGGACUUGCUAGGAUCUGACAGCGACGUUAUCGUCCAGGACAAUCCGCAACUGGAGCCAGAACCUGCGGUAGCGCCGCGCAUGCCGUCUGUGAAAGUGACAAUGAAGCGGCACCGCGUGCGGCUCGAGUCCGACAGCUCGGACAGCUCGUACCGGCCGCUCCCGCGCCAGCGACGGCGCGCGCGUUUGGCCUCCGCCUCCACCAGUGACACUAACCGUUCCACGCCUACACACGCAGCCUCUAACUAUUAUCCCAACCCUCGAGUCGCUGAAAAUUCCGAGACUGGCGAAACCUGGCAGUUUUUUUCCUCCUCACCCGCCUCGUCCACAAUAUCCACAAAGUCUAGUACGACCACUGCCCGCUCCUCGUCGUACGAUAGCGACGACAGCGACGAUUCCAAGUUUGUAGUUAAAAAGAAAUCAAAGAAAAAGUCUAGCAGGGAGGCAACUUCUAGUAGAGAUCGAAGGAAAAGCAAAAAAAAGUCGUCACGGUCACAUCACAAAGAUAAAAAGAAUGGCCAGUUCUCGGACAAGGACAGGAGAAGUAAGAAGUCGUACUCGGGGAAAGGAGUAAAGUCGUCUAAAAAAGCGAGUAGUAGCUCUGUAACCUCGGAACAAACUUUACCUCCCUCCUUAGAUGAACCCAGCACGAGUGGCACAAGCGGCACGUCUACAAAGGAGAAACGUAAAUCAAGCAAAGAACGGAAACGUCAGCGACGUGACAGUCGCGAGAACAGAAGACUGAGAAGUGUUGUUAAUGUUAUGUAUAGUAGUCAUAAUAAAAAUAUUAAUGGAUCAAAGUCAAGUGCAAAUCAUAAUGAUGUGUCUACAACAACUACAAGUAGGUCUGAGGCCGAAUCCACUACUACUAGCAAUGGAUCACGAGUUGCCGAAGCGACCUCAUUGAACGGUUACAGCGAGCUACCGUCGACGAGUCGUCGACCACCGGACUCCUCGUCGGAUUCUGAAGACAAUUUGCCAUUAAAUCUUACGUUACUAGGGCCACAACGUUCGUCUUCGUUAUGA
Molecule: messenger RNA, 2190 nt
Organism: Spodoptera littoralis (African cotton leafworm)
Lineage: Eukaryota; Metazoa; Arthropoda; Insecta; Lepidoptera; Noctuidae
Source: the annotation of a GenBank genome assembly